This is a messenger RNA of Symbiodinium natans, 2268 nucleotides long. The record is from the annotation of a GenBank genome assembly. Lineage: Eukaryota; Dinophyceae; Suessiales; Symbiodiniaceae.
AUGUCUUCGUGUGAGGAUGGUUUGACAGGCAGUGCUUGGGGCGACUGGGCCAACUACACCGCCUCUCCGCUGCGCGCCUUCGAGAAUGAGCUCGGCGUCCAGGAUCCUGUCGGUUUUUGGGAUCCCGCCGGUUUCACGGCCGACGGAAGCGUGGAGGACUUCAAGCGUCGCCGCCAGACUGAGAUCAAGCACGGCCGCAUCGCGAUGCUCGCGGCAAUGGGAUACAUUACCCCUGAGAUCACUGGCAAGUUCCCUGGUUAUCUUUCCCCAUCAGCAGGCUUGAAAUUCGCCGAUGUCCCCAAUGGCUUGGCCGCAAUUUCCAAGGUUCCUGCCGCAGGCUGGGGUCAGAUCUUGGCGUACAUGGCAUUCUGCGAGGUCUCCCAGGAUCAGUCUGCCGGAACUCCUGCCGCAGCCGGUGACUUCGGCUUCAAGGUCUUGACAUCCAGCGACCCCGCUGAGAAGACUAAGAAGUUGUCGGCGGAGUUGGCCAACGGAAGGCUUGCGAUGAUGGCCAUCAUCGGCAUGUUCUUUCAGGAUGGCUUGACCGGCAGUGCAUGGGGUGACUGGGCCAACUACACCGCCUCCCCGCUGCGUGCCUUCGAGAGCGAGCUCGGUGUUCAGGAUCCGGUCGGCUUUUGGGAUCCUGUCGGCUUCACAUCGGACGGUGAUGUUUCUUCAUUCAAGCGCCGCCGUUCCGUUGAGCUCAAGCACGGCCGCAUCUCGAUGAUGGCUGCCAUGGGCUACAUCACUCCAGAGGUCACGGGAAAACUGCCGGGAUUUCUGUCCCCAUCAGCGGGCUUGAAGUUUGCCGACGUUCCCAACGGCCUUGCGGCAAUUUCCAAGGUUCCCGUGGGUGGUUGGGCCCAGAUUGCCGCUUAUUUCGGCUUCGUUGAGUUCAGCGGCGGCUUCGAUGAUUACAAGACGGGCACUCCUGGCGAUUAUGGCUUCAAGGUGCUGACGUCCUCGGACCCUGAUGAGAAGACUAAGAAGUUGUCAGCGGAGUUGGCCAACGGAAGGCUUGCGAUGAUGGCCACCAUGGGCAUGUUCUUUCAGGAUGGCUUGACCGGCAGUGCAUGGGGUGACUGGGCCAACUACACCGCCUCCCCGCUGCGUGCCUUCGAGAGCGAGCUCGGUGUUCAGGAUCCGGUCGGCUUUUGGGAUCCUGUCGGCUUCACAUCGGACGGUGAUGUUUCUUCAUUCAAGCGCCGCCGUUCCGUUGAGCUCAAGCACGGCCGCAUCUCGAUGAUGGCUGCCAUGGGCUACAUCACUCCAGAGGUCACGGGAAAACUGCCGGGAUUUCUGUCCCCAUCAGCGGGCUUGAAGUUUGCCGACGUUCCCAACGGUCUUGCGGCAAUUUCCAAGGUUCCCGUGGGUGGUUGGGCCCAGAUUGCCGCUUAUUUCGGCUUCGUUGAGUUCAGCGGCGGCUUCGAUGAUUACAAGACGGGCACUCCUGGCGAUUAUGGCUUCAAGGUGCUGACGUCCUCGGACCCUGAUGAGAAGACUAAGAAGUUGUCAGCGGAGUUGGCCAACGGAAGGCUUGCGAUGAUGGCCACCAUGGGCAUGUUCUUUCAGGACGGUUUGACCGGCAGCGCCUGGGGCGACUGGGCCGCCUACACGGCGUCGCCGCUCCGAGCCGAGCCCGUGUCCGCAGCCGCGGCUGCCGCAGCAGCCAAGGCCGCAGCAGCCAAGGCCGGCGCGAGCGCGGGAGCGAAGACCGCCGCGGCCACCACGGGCAUCGGUGCCGGCACCGGCAAGUCCCUGAGCGGUGAGGGCGAGGAGGUCCCCCCCGAGCCCACUUUCGACCCGGCCACCGAGGUGGGCGUGACCGAGCCCUUCGGAUACUUCGACCCGGCUGGCUUCUGCAAGAAGGGCGACAAGGCCGGCUUCCGCAACUUGCGAGCGGCCGAGAUUAAGCAUGGCAGGGUUGCGAUGAUGGCCGCGGUGGGUGCCGUCGUUCAGCACUACGUGAAGUUCCCGGGCUUCGACAGCGUGCCUGCCGGACUCGGCGCCGUGGAGGUCCCGCCGGGCACCUACGGCUUCGCGGCGCUCUUCGCGGUCUCGGGCUUGCUGGAGCUGGGCGCCUGGACUGAGGACCCCUCCAAGGAGCCGGGCAACUUCGGCGACCCCGCGGGCCUGGGCCAGUACACGCUGGAGAUGCGCAACCGCGAGAUCAACAACGGCCGCAUGGCCAUGUUCGCAGCCAUCGGCAUCAUCGCCGCCAACGUCUACACGGGCAAGGACGCCAUCGAGCAGUUCGGCCUUGCGUGA